Salvelinus fontinalis (brook trout) is the source of this 4499-nucleotide messenger RNA. RefSeq names its product BTB/POZ domain-containing protein kctd15-like. Gene Ontology annotation, molecular function: protein binding. Gene Ontology annotation, biological process: protein homooligomerization. The record is from RefSeq and is a predicted model, not a curated record. The coding region runs from base 1435 to 2244 and encodes 269 amino acids. The transcript has 5 exons. Lineage: Eukaryota; Metazoa; Chordata; Actinopteri; Salmoniformes; Salmonidae.
ACAUAUGGGCAAUUGACAGGGUUGGGUAGGUAACUUUCUAAAUGAAAACCAUUACAGUUACUAGUUACCUGUUCAAAAUUGUAAUCAGUCAUUUAACUUUUGGAUUACCCAAACUCAGUAAAGUAAUCUUUUUACUUUGUUACUGUUGGAUUACUUUUCCCUUAAGAGGCAUUAGAAGACAAAAAUGAUCCAUUAAAACACAUCUGGUGUGUCAUCAUAGUGGUCUCUGACUUGUGGUCAGACUUGCUCAGGGGAAAAACUAAAACGUGCACCUUUUUUUCAAUUCUGAAUUGACUGUCAUUGAGAAAACAGAAAGGUGUCAAUGUAUUUUUUACCAAAAAUCUGAAUUUAAAAGUAAUCCAAGAAGUAAUCUAGUUUUUCAAAAAGUAUCUGUAAUCUGAUUACAACAGUGUUGCUGGUAAAGUAACAGUUGACCGUUUGUAAUCAGAUUACAUGUAACUGAUUUAAUCGGUUACUCCCCAACCCUGGCAAUUAAUGUCUAGAGCACUGGUGCAAAAUGGACAUUACAGUUUUUGGAAUCUUUCUGAGCAAUGGAACGCAAAUUGGUGACCAUAUGGCUAGAUCAUACACUGCAGUGACCUAUUUUGAUGGAUGAAUGUUACCAAUAGACUACCAACCUGAGCUAGUGUUUGUGGAGUAAAACGUAUCUGCCUGCACGCGCUCGGGGCAAGCAUCUCCAUCUACUAGCGCGCAAUAACUGAAAUGGCACAUUUUGCCUAAAGCGGUUUUUGCUAUGGCAUAAUGCAUGACGAUAGACGUAAUUUGGCUUAAAUUCCAGGGAGAUGUUUGAUGUUAAAAUAUACAACUAUUGGGGAGAGAGACGAGAACACUACAGAACUGAGAGGAUCUGCGGCCGCCCUGUCUGUGCGACAGUUUUAUUUAAGAGCCUAUCAUUUAAUAGUUUUAUGGACAUUCACAGUAUCCCUUUUAUUAGACAUUUUAUCAAAACGUUACAUGUAUGUUUUUUGGGGACGAACGUAGCCAAUUUUCACACUCCUAAAUCCGAUGAGGGAGUUCUGACAUUUGGGAGCAAGAUUAAACCGAACACUGCUACCCAUGCAGCAGACCAGACUGCUCUCCGUUGGAAUAAAACUGCGAUGUUUUUUGGUAAAAUAAAAUGUACUUGUGAAAUAAGAAACAGUAGAUCUCAUUUUCAUCUUGAACCGAAAUGAGGCGAGAUAGAAAAGGCUGCUCUAUUAUAACGUAAUCCUUGCCCUGCAGGCGUUUGAAUAGCCCAGAGCAAUAAUAUUUCUAGCCCUCUUCUUAUUUAGAGACGGACUGGUUUUCUUCUCAUAAAACUCGACGGUUUCAUCAUAUCAGAAAAGGAAAGACCCGGACAAAGACAGAUAUACAGCAAACGACGACCAAACUGGCAUAAAACAGAGAUACAAUUGAAAGGGAUAAGAGAUUCCUAUGUCUUCUCUAUCCGUGUCCUCCCAGGAGGGAAGAAGCAUGUCCAGGAUGUCUAUGAGUCGUUCUCCAGUUUCUCCAAUGAAUGCCCAGGGCAUCCCAUCACCGGCCCAGCUGACUAAAGCCAACGCCCCGGUCCACAUCGACGUGGGAGGACACAUGUACACCAGCAGCCUGGGUACUCUCACCAAAUACCCAGAGUCUAGAAUCAGUCGUCUGUUUAAUGGAACAGAGCCCAUUGUACUGGACAGCUUGAAGCAGCACUACUUCAUAGACAGGGAUGGAGAUAUAUUCAGAUACAUCCUCAGCUUCCUCAGGACCUGCAAACUACUGCUCCCAGAGGACUUCAAGGACUUUCCCCAGCUAUACGAGGAGGCCCGCUACUACCAACUGACACCCAUGGUCCGCGAGCUGGAGCGCUGGCAGACGGAGCAGGAGGGCCAGAAGAAACCACCCUGCGAGUGCCUGGUGGUCCGAGUGACCCCUGACCUGGGGGAGAGGAUCGCCCUCAGCGGAGGGAAGGUGCUCAUCGAGGAGAUCUUCCCCGAGACUGGAGACGUCAUGUGUAACUCUGUGAAUGCCGGCUGGAACCACGACCCCACGCAUGUAAUCAGAUUCCCUCUCAACGGCUACUGCAGGCUCAACUCAGUUCAGGUUCUGGAGAGGUUGUUCCAGAAGGGCUUCAGCGUGACGGCGUCAUGUGGCGGCGGAGUUGACUCCUCACAGUUCAGCGAGUACGUCCUGUGUCGCGAGCUCCGCAGGGGUCAGUCCUUCGGCACCACCAUCCACAUCAAACAAGAGCCUCUGGACUAGGUUGGGAGGAACAGAGGGACCCGUGAGAGAUCAACACGUCCGGUGCUGAUUUUCGAGUCCUAUUUACACAACUUUAACAGUGAAAAACACACAAGGACUCUUCAUGCUUGGGAAUAUCAUUUGCCAGUGGCAAUGUAGACUGGACUAGCAAGAUGUGAGAUGGUUGUGAUUCUUUUGAGACUCAAAGACACUAAAGGGAUCCUCUGAAAUGAGUCUGUCUGAGGUGAGCUCAUUAGCUCUGUUUGUAUGGAACUCUUACUGCUGCCAUUUCCAACAGAGAUACAGUAUCUAUCAGGAUCCAAGUGAAACGGUCCGUCACUUCUGGGCUGUUGACAACUAGGAGGAAAUAGCUCUAGAAAUAUGGUGCUCAAUUCCAGGUUUAACUGGGGACUCCCUACUGGUAUGACCGAUGACCUCCGCUUCAGAGACAUUAUGGCUGCGUUUACACAGGCAUCCCAAUUCUGACCUUUUGUCCAAUGAUUGGUAAACUAUAAAUGCAGCCACAAAUGGCCAUACCCUACCACAGGAAGAACAGAACAUGUUUGUGUUUGCCUCAUUUCUUGACGACUUCCUACCCAAGAUCUGAAUGUAAUUUACUGUAAUGUGUAGGUAUUUGUUCAAUUACAUGUCAAAUGGACAAUAUGGGGUUUCCAAUUUUUAUAUAUACAGUACCAGUCAAAAGUUUGGACACCUACUCAUUCAAGGGUUUUCUUUAUUUGUACUUUUUUUACAUUGUAGAAUAAUAGUGAAGACAUCAACAUUCUGAAAUAACAAGUAUGGAAUCAUGUAGUAACCAAAAAAUCAGUGUUAAAUCAAAAUAUUUUAUUUGAGGUUCUUCAAAGUAGACAGUCUUUGCCUUGAUGACAGCUUUGCACACUCUUGGCAUUCUCCCAACCAGCUUCAUGAGGUAGUCACCUGGAAUGAGUUUCAAUUAACAGGUGUGCCUUGUUAAUUUGUGAAAUUUCUUUCCUUCUUAACGCGCUUGAGCCAAUCAGUUGUGUUACAGAAAAACAGAAGAAGGCCCUAUUUGGUAAAAGACCAAGUCCAUAUUAUGGCAAGAACAGCUCAAAUAAGCAAAGAGAAACGACAAUCCUUCAUUACUUUAAGACGUGAAGGUCAGUCAAUCUGCAGUUUCAAAAACCAUCGAGCUAUGAUGAAACUGGCUCUCAUGAGGACCGCCACAGGGAAGGAAGACAGUUACCUCUGCUGCAGAUGAUAAGUUCAUUAGUUACCAACCUCAGAAAUUGCAGCCCAACGAGUUCAAGUAACAGACACAUCUCAACAUCAGCUGUUCAGAAGAGACUGUGUGAAUCAGGCCUUCAUGGUCAAAUUGCUGCAAAGAAACCACUAAAGUACACCAAUAAGAAGAGACUUGUUUGGGCCAAUAAACACGAGCAAUGGACAUUAGACUGGUGGAAAUCUGUAUUUUGGUCGGAGUGCAAAUGUGAGAUUUUUGGUUCCAACCGUAGGUGAACAGAUCUCUGCAUGUGUAGUUCCCAAGUGAAGCAUGGAGGAGGUGUGAUGGUGCGGGGGUGCUUUGCUAGUGACACUGUCUGUGAUUUAUUUAGAAUUCAAGGCACACUUAACCAGCAUGGCUACCACAGCAUUCUGCAGCAAUACACCAUCCCAUCUUGUUUGCGCUUAGUCCCACUAUCAUUUGUUUUUCAACACGACAAUGACCCAACACACCUCCAGGCUGUGUAAGGGCUAUUUAACCAAGGAGAGUGAUGGAGUGCUGCAUCAGAUGACCUGGCCUCCACAAUCACCCGACCUCAACCCAAUUGAGAUGAUUUGGACCAGAGAGUGAAGGAAAAGCAGCCAACAAGUGCUCAGCAUAUGUGGAAACUCCUUGAAGCUGGUUGAGAGAAUGCCAAGAGUGUGCAAAACUGUCAAAGGCAAAGGGUGUCUACUUUGAAGAAUCUCAAAUAUAAAAUAUGUAACACUUUUUUGGUUACUACACGAUUACAUAUGUGUUUCUUAGUUUUGAUGUCGAAAAUUUUAGAAAAUUGUAAAAAUAAAAACCUUUUGAAUGAGUAGGUGUCAACUUUUGACUGGUACUAAUGUAAAACUUUCCUGACAAAUGUUCAUGAUGUGAAAACUGGGAUUUUGGAUGUGUUAAGGUGAAUGCACCAAUUUGUAAGUCGCUCUGGAUAAGAGCGUCUGCUAAAUGACUUAAAUGUAAAUGUUAAUAUGGUGCACAUUUCACCGAUUUGUAUAACUGCAAUUUCAGUUAAUAUUUAAGGUAUGUUUGCUUA